UGGUGUCACAGUCACUCAGUGUUUUGCUCCUCCACUUAACCUUUUCAGUCCCAGCAUCUCCUCGACCCGACAGACCGCCACCACAGCCAUGUGCCGGACCGCCAAAGCCAUGCUUCUCCUGGCUGCCGUUAUCUGCAUGACUGCAGCUCAACGUGAAAAACCAAAGAGUUGUCUUUGCCAAGAUGCCAAGAACACGCAUGUCCGAAAGUCGGACAUCAAAAACCUCACGAUAUAUCCAGCCUCUGCCUUCUGCAACAAAGUGGAGAUCAUGGUCUCCACAAAAUAUGGCUCCAAUGUCUGCCUGAACCUGGAGCCCGAUGCGAAACGACGUCUGCUUGAAAACUUGACAAGAAAAACUCGAUCCAGCAAAGCUCCUUCUGCAGUCGGCACCAGUUCAACUCCAAUCCCCACCAAGACAAGUGAAAAAGCCUAGAAAAGGACUAAGGAUGCCAUGUACAAGGGGUGUCCAAACUUGAUCCACUGAGGGCCGAACACUGGAAAAUCAAAGCAAGCUGGGGCCAUUUUGAUAUUUUUUAUUUUAAAAAACAAUACAAUAUAUGUAUAAAAAAUAUACAUUUCGGCCUCCACUCAGACUUGAUCCCGGGGACCCCAAAGGGUUUUGGUCAAAAAAAUAUAAAAAAUGUGUCAUUAUUCAGUAUUAUUAUUUUUAUUAUUAUUCACGUUUUAAAUCCCUAAAUCAACAUUAAGUCUAUCUGUCAAUAUAAUGAUUUAAGAUUUAAGUUGUAUGCUCUUUUUGUCACAAAAAAAAAAUCACAAAAUAUGCAAUAUUUUCAUCUAAUAUAUUUUUAAGUGGAAUAUUUGACAUUAUAUAAUAUUUGGAGCAUUAAAAAGGUCAAUAACUCAUAUUUUAAUUAUUAUUAUUUUUGGAGCAAUGACAUUAAAAAAAAAAAAAUCACACUAAAAUGAUUGGGGAUCCAAAAGGGUCCCACUCAUUAAAGUGUUAGAAAAUAAAUCAUAAAUUUUUUUUCUGUUUACUUUUAACACAAUAAUCUCGAGAUCAACUUCAGAUCUAUCCGUCAAUCAUAAGUUUUAUUGUUGUUUAUGUUUUUUGUUUGUUCAUUUUAGGCCCUUCUUUGAAAAAAACAGCUCAGUUUUUUAUAUGGCAAACACAAAAUAUGCAAACUUUCCCCCCCAAAAUAUCUCCAAGUGGAAUAUUUAAUGUGAGGUAAUUGGAGCCUUGAAUAGGUCAAUAAUUCAAAAUGACAUUGAUUUUGAUUCAUUAUUAUUUUUUGAAAGAAAGAAACAGCCUGCAUGGCAGCUUUGUGUUAUUAGAGUCAACAUUGCAACAAUUUCUUGUUACAUUUCACCUGUUUUCUCUUUUACAACACUUUUUAUGUUUUAACAUUUUUUUCUAUCUUAUAUUUAAAAUGUGCCGUGGGGGGCGUUAAAAAAUUACCUGCGGGUCGCACUUUGGACACCCCUGCCAUCCACAAAUGACAUGUUUAUGUAUUUAAAUGACUUGAUUAACAGUAUUUUUCUACCACUGCAUGUUCUUUAAUAUGUACAAAUGAUUAUGAAAUCCACCUGCACUUUUUUUGUAAUAAUAAAAAAGGGGGAAAACGA
Nerophis ophidion (straightnose pipefish) is the source of this 1584-nucleotide messenger RNA. Its product is annotated as C-X-C motif chemokine 11-6-like. Gene Ontology annotation, biological process: cellular response to lipopolysaccharide; neutrophil chemotaxis; antimicrobial humoral immune response mediated by antimicrobial peptide. Gene Ontology annotation, molecular function: chemokine activity; CXCR chemokine receptor binding. The record is from RefSeq and is a predicted model, not a curated record. Gene Ontology annotation, cellular component: extracellular region. NCBI's taxonomy places the organism in Eukaryota, Metazoa, Chordata, Actinopteri, Syngnathiformes, Syngnathidae. The transcript is spliced from 4 exons. The coding region runs from base 89 to 433 and encodes 114 amino acids.